CAGCCGUGGAGUGCAAUCGGCGUUUCACCGUGUAUGGAACAGGACGCAGAUUCUCCGGUUCCAGCAAGAGAAUUUUACAAGACCCCAAGACCACAUCCCUGGCGACCUAUUUUGGGAUACGAGGUCGUAGAGGUGUCUCCAUUGCCUGCACAGCCAAUAACAAAUCUAUUGGUGGAUGCUUAUCGCACGUCACGUGGAUUGGCGAUAGAACCGCUAAAGUUUCCGAAUUUGGUGACUGGUUUUGAUCGAAAUCCUUCACAUGCGGCACGUGCUGCGCUUUAUACGCGAUACACUCCGUGUGAUUGGAUACACAAUGAAAUCAAACUCUAUAAUGAAGCGAAUACAAAUAGAUGCUACUCUGAAAAAUUGCGCAAGAACAAUGCAUGUUUAAUGCGAGAAGCAGAUGAAAAGGUAAAAAAGGGACAAACAGAGAGCGGUCGAAAACUCGGAGAAAGAAUCACGGAUGUUACUUUCUGGCGGAACGAAGUGGCAUCAGAAUUGGACAGAUUAAUCGUAGAAAACAGUAAAAUGCAAGACAGUCGUCGCAAAUUGCAAAUCGUGAUCCAAGAUCUUGAAGGACAGUUACAUAUCGCGCAAGAAUGUCUUUAUCAUCGGGAAUCGAGAAAAGGUAUUGAUUUGGUUCAUGAUGAGGUCGAAAAAGCUCUGCUAGAAGAAGUUGAAAUUGUGAGAAAUUGUGAGAAAAAGUUGAAACAGAUCAUGGAUAGAUGUAUUAAUCAGUUAACAACUGGUAGAGCUGUACAGCAUCAGCUACAGAUUGAUGUACAAAACAAAGAAACAGCCCUAGGAAUUGAUAACGUGUGUCACCAGAUGAAUAACUUUACUCGAGGUCUGCAAUAUUACGAUGGUAUAGAAAGAUACGAUCCCAGUGUUACUGGGCCUGAAUUUUGGGAAGAAGUGGCAAAUAGUAUAGUAAAGAAAUCGCAGACCGAACGAGCAAAAUCGCACCAAUUGCGAAAUGAUAUUGACAAUGUUAUAAAUGCAGUAGUCUACGAAAUAUGUGAAGCUUGGACUGAAACCAAUAAAGCGCUAGACAGACGAAUUGCUGAAAUGUUGGAAGCGAAGGAAAAUUUACAAACGCAUUUACAUAAGAUUCAAGAAGAGAUUUUUGACGUUGAAAAGAGUAUAGUAUUAAUGCAAAAAACUAUCGCUGAUAAAAGUCCAGUAUUGAAAGUGGCAUACACGCGACUGGAGGCCAGGACACACCGUCCAGAUAAUGAACUGUGCAAAGAUGACGCUCAACUCAGGAUGAACAGAGAAGUACAGGAUAUUAAUAAAAUAGUAUAUGAUUUGAAUAUGAAACUGCAACAAUCUGAGGCGCAGCAUCAGCAACUUUUACGCACGAGAUCUAAUCUGGAAAGCAAUUUGAAGUCUAAAAUAGAUGCAUUGUUCAUUGAUAGAGAAAAGUGCUUGGGACUCAGAAGGAGCUGUCCAAUUUCGUCGAUUGUGAAAUACUGAAACAGUUAGAUUGCAGUGCACAUAAAGUCUUAACAAACUUUAUAAUAUGCAAAAAUUUUGGGGAGUUUCAAGCAACGCAAACAAAUCUAUAUUUAUAUCUACUUAACACAUGCCCAA
Messenger RNA from Cyphomyrmex costatus, 1593 nucleotides. Its product is annotated as tektin-3. Lineage: Eukaryota; Metazoa; Arthropoda; Insecta; Hymenoptera; Formicidae. The transcript has 9 exons. Bases 34 to 1476 code for a protein of 480 amino acids. The record is from RefSeq and is a predicted model, not a curated record. Gene Ontology annotation, cellular component: nucleus; microtubule cytoskeleton. Gene Ontology annotation, biological process: cilium assembly; cilium movement involved in cell motility.